AUGUACGACAAACUUGAUCAAUCGAAGAGUCAGAUUAGGCUAAUUCGUCUACUUCCUGGCCAUGACUUCGAUGAGAUACAUUGCGAACUUUUCACCGUGUCCUUAGAUGAAUCAAAUGCGUUUGAGGCGCUCUCGUACGUAUGGGGAAAGAAGGACAAUCCUCUACCGAUCAUUCUUGGUGGGCAGGAAACCAAAGUCACGAGGAGCUUGGAGUCGGCCCUUCGGCACCUCAGAUAUGAUGAAAAAGAGCGCAUACUGUGGGUUGAUGCCGUCUGUAUAAACCAAGGCGACGAUGAUGAACGAAGGUCUCAGGUGCAGCUGAUGCAACGGGUAUAUUCGAGUGCUACUCAGGUAGUCGUGUGGCUUGGCCCACUCCAAGAAAAGGAUGAGCAAACCAUUGAAAUGAUAGAAAGGCUGGGCAGUGAUCGAAGGUUACAUUGGAGCGCCAUCCCAAAUAUAGACUUUGAACUUUUGAGGUUGUAUCGUUUCCUACGCCAUGACUGGUGGUCGCGCAUAUGGACGGCUCAAGAGGCUGCCCUUGCAAAGCAGAUAAUAUAUUAUCGAGGGAAGACACGCCUAUCCAGCCAUGUCUUAACCAACAUGGCCAUAAGUUACACAGAACACGUCUCGAAAACCCACUGCUGUGACAGCUUGAUGGCUCCAAAGAACAGGGUGGUCGUGUCAAGAGACGUCACGACUUUGACAGAAAAUAUCCUACAACUACGUCAGUUCCAGUUGAGAACUCGAAAUUACAACUUCGAUGAGGUCGCCUUGAUGUUUCGACAUAGGCAGGCGACAGACCCUCUUGAUAAGGUUUACGGGCUCCUUGGGAUAUCUUGCGGUAUCAAAGAAUCCUCAAUCGACUAUAGAAAGAGCAAGGCUGAGGUGUACGAAUUGGCCACACGGGACAUUAUUUCCCAUAAUAACAAUCUAAAUAUACUCAGCCAUAUAUUCCAUUCGAAACCAGCCAACUCUAAGCGUCCUUCAGUCGCAGAUGGAUUGGUGAACUGGCCAAAAGAUGUACCGUCUUGGGUACCAGACUGGACAAUCAUAGAUAACAAAGCUGGAGGCGACAUCGAGCUCAUAAGAUACAAGGCCCCUCUUUUAGACCAUUACAAUGCAUGUGGUACACUGAGUUACAAGUCUAUGGGAGAUACGGUAGCCGGCAGGCUGCACGUCAAUGGAGUGUGCUGUGACACAAUUGAAGAAAUCAGCAAUAAAUCUUAUGAACAAUACCUUACUCCCGAUGUGGAUAUCAUACAAGACUGGCGUAGGAUGGCAGGAAUGGAGAAAGAUCCAGGAAAGGGUUACGUCGGAGGAGACACGGUGUCCGAGGCAUUUUGGCGAACUUUGUGUCUGGAUAUCCGCGCACGCACUAUCCUAGGCGAAGGGAAAGUCCGGCUCAUCAGGCGAGCUGGUGAUAGAGAACGUGCCGUACAUCUCGCGUACUGGUACACGAGGCUUGCCGGCCGUACAGUUCUGCGUGUUUCAAGAGAAGAGGCUGGCUUCAUGAAGAGGGUGACUGAAUUUGACAAUCAUAUAUUAAAAACGACGGUGCGGCGGAGAUUUGUCAUUUCGCGGAAAGGGUACAUGGGAUUGGCACCUUCUGGAGUCGAAAUUGGCGAUCACAUAUGCAUUCUUGCCGGUGGUAAGGUGCCUUUCAUUGUUCGAGCUGUGCAACAUAAUGAUAGCCAGGCUACCUCGCGGUUCGUGUGCCGCCUACUUGGAGAUUCGUAUAUUCACGGACUUAUGGAUGGUGAAGCCAUGAAGUUGGUGGAUGAUGGCGUAUUGAAAGUAGAAGACUUCGAGCUGAUAUAAUAAGCUUAGCUGACAUUCCAUCGUGAAGAGCACCUUUACGAGCUCUUGCUGUCUUUUAGCGUUAGUUAGGAAAUUGGAAUGUCUCAGCUUC
Molecule: messenger RNA, 1909 nt
Organism: Annulohypoxylon truncatum
Lineage: Eukaryota; Fungi; Ascomycota; Sordariomycetes; Xylariales; Hypoxylaceae
Product: HET-domain-containing protein
Exons: 2
Coding region: 1-1818 (605 amino acids)
Source: RefSeq, a predicted model, not a curated record